UUCCAAGUAAUGGCUUCAGUCACUGCAAUGCCAGUUCGAGCAGCCUUUACAGUCUUGUUUCGGAAAUAUCUCCGCACUUCUGUGCUUUUUAUCGAAGAUAUUCUCCGCACUUCUUUGGUGUUCGAACGGGGGUUUUGCACUGACUGAAUCCGGUUACGGUCAAAGUGCAUUGCGAUUCCAUGAAACUUCAAUGAAUUUCUUCUUCGGCAUGUAAUAUGUAAAAUUUCGCGCGAAAUAAAAAACAGAGAGAAUAUUGACAGUCAACUGGAGGAAAAGUUUAGUCAACUCUGAAGACAUUCGAUACCUUCCCCACGAAUCUUCCGAUGGCAUUUUCAAUUUUAACUGUUCAACCGAUACCCCUUGUGCGACAUUCGCCUCUCUCCUCCCCACUCACCAUCAAUUCCCCCCGAGGGACAAGCCUAAAGCUCGAUCCGAAACCUAGGGGUCUCAUGAUGGUUCCUAUCAAAGCUGUCCGUGUUCCUGAAUCAGGGUUUCAGGGAGCUGUUUCAGGAGUUCUUAAUAUCAUCCAAGCGUCGCCACCCACAUGGCAAUCUGCACUCUUGAGUAACCUCCUCAUUUUCGUGCUUGGUUCUCCGCUUCUCGUCACGGGGUUAUCGCUUUCAGGAAUUGGGGCUGCUUUCUUACUGGGUACCUUGACUUGGCGGGCUUUCGGAGGUUCCGGCUUUUUUCUUGUAGCGAUGUACUUCGUCCUUGGCACGGCGGCGACAAAAGUGAAAAUGGCACAAAAGGAGUCUCAAGGAGUGGCUGAGAAGAGAAAAGGAAGAAGAGGCCCUGGUAGUGUUAUUGGAUCCAGUGCUGCUGGCUGUGUUUGUGCUGUUCUAUCGAUAUAUGGGGGCGGUGGAGCUGCAAUUUCACGACUCUUGCAACUGGGGUUUGUGGCGAGCUUCUGUACGAAAUUGAGCGAUACGGUUUCCAGUGAGAUAGGGAAGGCAUAUGGGAAAACAACGUAUCUAGUGACAACAUUCAAGGUAGUCCCAAGAGGAACAGAAGGUGCUGUGAGUGUUGAAGGAACCAUUGCUGGACUUCUAGCUUCAACGUUGCUUGCUUAUGUUGGCUGUCUUGUGGGUCAGAUAGAUGCAUCUGAAGUUGUAAUCUGUAUAGUUGCUUCCCAAAUUGCGAAUCUUGGGGAAAGCGUGCUAGGUGCUGCCCUGCAAGACAAGGAAGGGUUUCAGUGGCUCAACAAUGAUGUUGUUAAUGUAAUUAACAUAUCACUAGGAAGCAUUUCGGCAGUCUUGAUGCAGCAAGUCGUACUUCAGAAAUGGUACCCUUGAGCAGGCAGUGUCUAAAAUAACCUUCAUACAAGAUUCACCAGUUCCUAAUUUUUGGAAGCAUGUAUAGAUGAUUUCUUUACCCAUCAUUGCUUACAAGGUCAGUUCUUGGCAUUUAAUGUACUUCGUAAGCCAGAAGACACUUGAAAAGGGUAGAAAAGGAAUAUGCAUUGAAAUUCUUAAUAGAAAAAAGUGCUCGUGGCACAUUGCCAGGGAAAAAUGUUAAAACUUUUAUACUUAAAUAUGGAACAAAGAAUUGAACACAAGGAUGGCUGAUCUUUUAUAAAAGUGGUGCAAUUUUGAGUUGCCUAUUUAAGGAAUUUCAACUACAUCAACCUUGAGCCUGAGCCCUAUGUCCAUUCAAAAUUUUUCAAUCCAACUACUCGACCCCAAGUUGCACCCCUAUUUUUACAUCCCUCCUGAACGACCUUUCUACAGUCAAGCAAUGAGAUCCAGUAUGAAAUGCUCGGCUUCAUUUUUGGCUCAUCAUCUCUAUAUCAAAGCCACUUGAAAUUAGAAAAGAUUGAAUCAAAUGGAAAGACCAGGAAACAUUCUAAUUUUAAAACUGGAAUUGUGAAUUCUUGCUUGUGACUUGGAUGUUUGUCAGAUUGAACAAACAACAUUCAAUCUCAGUGAAAAAUAAUGUACUGUUGUCUUGGCGGAAUACAGAGAUGAAUGUGUUAGCUCUUAUUCAAUUUGCAUUAUUUUUCCUUGUUUAUGACCAACAGAGAACAUGAACAGAGAGAAUGAUGUUUCUGUAAGGAUGUGACUAAAUAAAGCCACCUUUAGUGGAUACUUGUAACUUGUGAUUCAUCUAAGCAGGCUUGAGAUUUUUUA
This is a messenger RNA of Nelumbo nucifera (sacred lotus), 2126 nucleotides long. Its product is annotated as integral membrane protein (Protein of unknown function DUF92, transmembrane). NCBI's taxonomy places the organism in Eukaryota, Viridiplantae, Streptophyta, Magnoliopsida, Proteales, Nelumbonaceae. Gene Ontology annotation, cellular component: chloroplast inner membrane. The record is from RefSeq and is a predicted model, not a curated record.